AUGAAUGAUAUAACAAUACAUAACUUAAAUUAUAACUACUACAAUCGAAUAAAAAACACAAGCACGAAAGCACUUGAUAAUGUAAACUUGUCAUUUGGAAGAGGAAUGAGAAUCGUUGUUUGCGGAAAAAACGGAGCUGGAAAAAGUACCUUACUGAGUAUUUUAGCCGGAAAAAAACUGAUAAAAGAAGAGCAAGUUUUAGUUUUCAACAGACCGGUUUUUCACGACACUGCGUUAACAAACAGAAUAGGAUUCGUGGGAGAAUGGUGGAGUGAUGAGUAUGCUAUGAACAUCACAAUAAAAGAUUUCUUUUCGCAAUAUAGUAGCUCUAAAAGAUAUAAAAUUUUACUGAAAUUAUUCGACAUUGAUGAAAAUAAAUUAAUAUCUAGUAUCUCCAAAGGAGAGAAGAAAAAAGUUCAAAUUUUGGUCAAUCUGAUUAAGAGAAAAGACAUUUACAUCUUUGAUGAAGCAACUGAAUCAUUAGAUUUGAUAUCCCGGAAACUAUUACUAGAGUUUUUGAAGAAGGAAUGUAUCAAACACAAUUGCAUUAUAAUUUAUUCUACACAUAUCUUUGAUUAUAUGGAAAAAUGGUGUAGCCAUGUUUUAUACUUGUCCAACGGAUCAGUUACUUUUUUUUCAGAUAUACACACUAUUAAGAAUGUUAAAAAUUAUACCUCAUUGGCCGAAUAUAUUUUUGAUAAUAUGAUGAAGGAAAUAAAAGAAAGGGAUAAUAUUGAUAACGUGGACGAUCUUCUGCAAAUCGAUUCUGAAUAA
This is a messenger RNA of Plasmodium malariae, 774 nucleotides long. It is a transcript of the gene CAF16, whose product is annotated as CCR4-associated factor 16, putative. NCBI's taxonomy places the organism in Eukaryota, Apicomplexa, Aconoidasida, Haemosporida, Plasmodiidae. The transcript is spliced from 6 exons. Bases 1 to 774 code for a protein of 257 amino acids. The record is from RefSeq and is a predicted model, not a curated record. Gene Ontology annotation, molecular function: ATP hydrolysis activity; ATP binding.